Messenger RNA from Oncorhynchus masou masou (cherry salmon), 2274 nucleotides. RefSeq names its product transcriptional regulator Myc-2-like. The transcript is spliced from 3 exons. NCBI's taxonomy places the organism in Eukaryota, Metazoa, Chordata, Actinopteri, Salmoniformes, Salmonidae. Gene Ontology annotation, biological process: positive regulation of cell population proliferation; regulation of transcription by RNA polymerase II. Gene Ontology annotation, molecular function: DNA-binding transcription factor activity, RNA polymerase II-specific; protein dimerization activity; RNA polymerase II cis-regulatory region sequence-specific DNA binding. The record is from RefSeq and is a predicted model, not a curated record. The coding region runs from base 318 to 1466 and encodes 382 amino acids.
GGAUUUAUACACAAUAAACAUUAUUACAGCAGUGGAAUAUUUGUUUGUUGUAGUGUCCCAUAUAGAUUUGUACGUUUUGGCGCGUUUUUGUGCUGUGGAGGGAUACUGCUGCGCCGUGGUGGUAUAUACUGAAAUGGGUCUCGCCGCCACACCUACGGAUCUUGUAUACUAUGGUAGAUAACGGAGUGCCAGCAAAUGUGCAGUACGUUUACAGACGGCAGAAUAAUUACAGUAGUUUAUCUCGUUGGAAUUUAUCAAAACACGAAAACGUCUUCUUCCCUUUCUCAUACCCCUGAAAUAAUAAAGAUUCUGCCAGAAUGCUGCAGAGUUUCUCCCAGUCACUAGACUGGUUCUACUCAGAGCCUCUCUUGUUUGAUGAUGAAUUCUGCCAGAGCUUGAUGAAGGACCUACAGUCGCUCCCCACGCCACCCCAGUCCCCUCCAUUGAAGACUGGACUCCAUGCCAAACCACUUUCCAAGGAGGACCAGUUGAGCUACGUCUCUGACAUACUCCUGGAGGAUCAGGACCCGCAACUAAAUUGGAAUUGUGACUUUUUGUACGAUGGCGGCGCAACAGAGACAAAGGACCAACAGCCAGAUGAGUCCGACGACUGUUUAUGGCAUUGCCUCGGUGAUAAGUCUAUGGAGAAGCUAUCAUCUGUGCUCUCCAGCAGCCCGCUGCUCUCGGACAUAGACACAAGCAUUUUUGAGGAAAUUGCCGGCUCCACACUAGACUGCCACAGUGCGGCGCUCGCAUGCCAAGCUUUGGAGAAUGAGGAUUUACUAUUGGACAGUCAGGAGCAAGGCAGCGAGUCGACUUCAGACUACGGCUCAGCAGGAGGUGAAUUCUCAACGUAUUCGAGCAGUGCCAGUGAUUCUGAGGAGGAGAUAGACGUGGUGACAGUGAAGAGGACCACCAGCCCCUCCUCCCUCUCCCAGUCGGUAGAAGAGAGCCGGCGGCGGCAGCGCGCCCUAAAGCGGCAACACCUGGAGAUCCAGCUGCAGCACAACUACGCCGCCCCCUGCCCUGCAUCGCCCCUCCACUCCGAGCCCUCGUCCACUUCCUACCACAAGCGUACCCGGUCCUCCGACUCCCACAGACACCACCAUCGCAGCUCGUCGGGCCGCUCGUCGCGACACAACCUCAGCAGUCAUCAACACCAGUCUAGCUCUAGGCAGUCGACUGAUGUGGAGGAUGAGGAGGAGAGGAGGCAUACCCACAACGUGAUGGAGAGGCAACGGCGCAACGAGCUGAAGAACUGUUUCCUGCGGCUCAGGGACAACGUGCCUGAGCUGUCCAACAACGACAAGGCCUCCAAGGUGGUCAUCCUGAAGAGGGCUUGCGACAGCAUCCGUGGCCUGGAGCUGGCGGGCCAGAGACUGAAUGACAAGCGAGACAAGCUCCGAGAGAGGCAGGAGCAGCUCAAAGUUAAACUGGAGCAGCUCAGGACGCAAUGGUGUGACUGACGAGAUGAGGCGCAAAACUAAAGCAUUUAGAGAUAGAUGAUUUUAAAAAUACUGGUCUUGACUUGAUGCUGCGCACACUCAAUGCAUGGUCUUAUCCAUCCACUGUGGUGACUGUUUAAGAAUUGAAAGUUGCUGAGAGACGGUUAACCCCAUAUCAGUAAAAUAAAUAAAGUUUGGUUUGGAACAACAGGUCCAUGUUCAGCCUAGUACAAUAAUGUUAGUCAUGUUAGUGAAAAAUGGACCUUGUGUAUAUACAGUCUCUUCCACAUUCCCCAUAUGUUAUGAAAUUCCCACUGGGUAGAAAUGUCUAUUCCAUGUUGGUGCAGCAUUGAAAUGACAUGGAAACAACGUUGAUUCAUCCAGUGGUUUGGUUCUUUUGCUGUUUUUUGUUUUGAUUUUUUUGGGCUGGAUCCAAAGUUUAAAAAAUUAAGGGGUUGAAUGUAAUGUAUGCCAAUUAUUGCCAUUAAUUACUAAAACUGUUAAUUACUACUUCCAUUUACUCACGUGAACUUUAAAGUCCUGACCUGUUAAGAAUGUGGUGUUAUUGUGGAACAAUGCCUCACGCCUUAACUCAUUCUGUUAUGUUUUAUUAAAAGCAUGACUUACUGUACUCUACCUCAAACAGGUCUGAAACCUGAGAAUUUGUUUGCUCUCUUGGAAGCAACUAUAUAUAGAUUUAGUUGUAUAUAUUUUGGUUUUAUUGUAUCAUAAAUUAUUUUAGUAUUUUUUUUGGGGGGUGGGGGGGUUCAUUUGCAAGUUAAGGUUCUGUUUAUCAGCAGCACUUUGUUUUUUUAUAAUGUAAUAAAGA